Messenger RNA from Aspergillus bombycis, 474 nucleotides. RefSeq lists its product as uncharacterized. NCBI's taxonomy places the organism in Eukaryota, Fungi, Ascomycota, Eurotiomycetes, Eurotiales, Aspergillaceae. Gene Ontology annotation, cellular component: cytoplasm. The transcript has 3 exons. The coding region runs from base 1 to 474 and encodes 157 amino acids. The record is from RefSeq and is a predicted model, not a curated record.
AUGUCCCCAUCUUCCCCCGUUCCAAAAGUCGUCAAGAUAAUCAAGACCCUCCCAUUUGGCGAGCAGCAGGCCCCAGCCACCGGCUUCGGCACCACGGGGCUCAACUAUGGCAUGGGAACUACCUUCGACUUCGAACGAUCUGAGCCCGUUCUACUGAAAGCGGCUAUCCUCGGCUGCACGUUCUGGGACACUGCUGUACCUUCUUCUUCGCCCCCAAAGACUCCUCUUGAGGAAUCCAUCGGCGCUCUGGAUGAGCUUCGCCGCACCGGCAAGACAGAGUACAUUGGCUUAUCCGAAUGCCCUACUGCAACCUCGCGCAGGGCACAUGCAAUUGCCAAGAUUGAUGCCAGUCAAGCCGAAUGCACUGCAUUUGAGACCGUGCGCGAGACCAGUGGUCUGAUCGAGACGGCAACAGAGUUGAGGAGUGGCCUUUGUGGCAUUCAGUCGGCUGGGACAUGGUUGGCUGGUGCAUGA